Messenger RNA from Sphaeroforma arctica JP610, 250 nucleotides. The record is from the annotation of a RefSeq genome assembly. NCBI's taxonomy places the organism in Eukaryota, Ichthyosporea, Ichthyophonida.
AUGAUGGCAACCUUGAAAUGUGCCGCCCCCGCUCUAUCAGAACUCAAUACAGAUCAAAAUGCGGCCGUUCAUCGCUGUCUGUCCAAUUCAGAGUACACAUGCAUUCUGGGCAUGCCAGGGACAGGGAAGACCACUACCAUUGCGCAGCUGAUCAAGUCACUGGUGGCGCAGGGCAAGAGUGUGUUGCUUUCCUCGUACACGCAUACAGCAGUGGACACCGUCUUGUUGAAACUCUUGGAACUGGGCGUAG